GUGGGACCGGGUGAAGUAAGCAUAGCUCACGUCAUGACUCAAUUCAUCAUCAUCUCGGUCCAAAUCGCCCUCGUACUCGUCUUCACAUUCGCGGUCUUCGAUAUUCCGAACGAAGGUAGUUUAUUCCUCGUCAUACUCAUGAUGAUGUUACAAGGUUUAUGUGGAAUGGCUCUUGGUCUGCUCAUCUCGGCCUUCUGUGACUCGGAAUCCACAGCUAUUCAACUCGCCCUCGGAUCUUUCUAUCCCCUUCUCCUCCUCAGUGGUGUUGUGUGGCCGAUUGAAGCCAUGCCCGAACCCGUUUAUUACAUCGCACUAGCAUUGCCUCAGACUUUGGCUGCAGAAGGCAUACGAGCAAUACUUGGACGAGGUUGGGACAUGAGUUACUUUGAGGUCUGGAUCGGCUACCUAACCACAACGGCUUGGUGGCUAGUACUCCUCACCCUGGCAACCGUCGUACUCCGAGUCAGACGAUAAACCAGUCUAUCGGCAUCGAG
This is a messenger RNA of Strongylocentrotus purpuratus (purple sea urchin), 494 nucleotides long. Its product is annotated as ABC transporter G family member 20-like. Gene Ontology annotation, molecular function: ABC-type transporter activity. Bases 34 to 474 code for a protein of 146 amino acids. Lineage: Eukaryota; Metazoa; Echinodermata; Echinoidea; Camarodonta; Strongylocentrotidae. Gene Ontology annotation, cellular component: plasma membrane; ATP-binding cassette (ABC) transporter complex. Gene Ontology annotation, biological process: transmembrane transport. The record is from RefSeq and is a predicted model, not a curated record. The transcript is spliced from 4 exons.